Molecule: messenger RNA, 2774 nt
Organism: Cryptomeria japonica (Japanese cedar)
Lineage: Eukaryota; Viridiplantae; Streptophyta; Pinopsida; Cupressales; Cupressaceae
Product: IQ domain-containing protein IQM3
Exons: 10
Coding region: 556-2553 (665 amino acids)
Source: RefSeq, a predicted model, not a curated record
AUCCGCACAAAAUAAAUAAAUAAAAUGGGCUCUGAAGGCCACCAUAAUUGACACGGCUGAACUGAUCGUCAUACCUGACGGCCAUUAGCUGUCUCAAUCCGUACCGUUUGAUUUAUCAACAGUGAUUUGAGCUCACAAUUAUGACGAAUUAAUGUCUGCUUCAAUCAAAACAGGCAGCGCUUAACACAGUCAAACUUCUUUGUAAUCCGCGUUAAACCGACGUAUCGCGCAAGAAGCAUUCAUAGUUUUACCCCUUUUAAACUUAAAUCUCAGAAAGUCAAUUCAAACUGCCUUACCCAGAAAAUUCUCGUUUUUUUCUACGGGUCCGAACUUGCACCAUGCCUUCCUCUAACUCUGCUCUGUACUAUAUAAUGAGAGAAACCAUAAGGUCUAUAUGCCUCUGAAAUAACCAAGAGAAAUCUUUUGAGGAAGAGCAAGCGCCUUAAGAAUUGGGUGAACUUGUUCAUCCAACAUUCAAACAGCUGCUAAUCCAGAGUUUUAGGAUCAUCUCAUUGAAGAAGGAGGAGUUUUUGGAGAAAAUUCACAUCAUCUUGUAUGGGAAUUGUUGCUUCCUUGCUGAAGGAAGCUGUCAAAAUUUCAGUUGGUCAUAGGAUAUUUUUAUUUGUACUAAAUAACUUUAGAAAGGAAAAUUUAGAAACAGCUGAAGUCAGAUCUAUAAGCUCAAAAGAUAUGAGAUCACAAAUAGCAAUGCUAAGAGCAUUAAGUUUCAAACGCAGUAAUCUAAGAUCUGAUGCUGAAAUCUCAAACAGUUUUGAUCAGAAGGAUUCUGACGUAGACAUCUCAGACAGUCAUAAGCCAAAGGGUUCUGAUGCAGGCAUCUCAGAAAGUCUCAAGCAGAAAGAAUCUGAUGUGGCUUCUGUAGGAUCAGAAAUCAAUAAAGAAAAGGAUGUGGAUGCAGCUGCAUUGACAGUACAGAAAGUGUAUAGAAGUUACCGAACAAGACGAAACCUUGCUGACUGUGUGGUUGUGGCCGAGGAGCUCUGGUGGCAAGCCAUAGACUUUGUGACACAAGAGAGAAAAACCGUCUCCUUCUUUGAUAUUGGAAAACCAGAAACUGCUGUUUCCCGUUGGUCGCGCGCUGGACUAAAAGCUGCCAAGGUGGGCAAAGGCUUAUCAAAAGAUGAAAAUGCUCGUAAACUAGCUUUUCAGCACUGGAUGGAGGCUAUUGAUCCACGACAUCGGUAUGGGCACAAUCUACAUUUUUAUUAUGAUGCUUGGUUUGAAAGUGACACUAAGGAACCAUUUUUCUAUUGGUUGGAUAUUGGAGAUGGAAAGUCUUUGGACCUUCAGAAUGUCUGCCCCAGGUCAAAACUACAAAAGGAGCGCAUUAAAUAUCUUGGUCCUAAAGAGAGGGAGCAGUAUGAGUUCAUUCCCCAAGAUGGGAAACUUGUAUACAAGCAAAAUGGGCAAUUGCUUGACACAAGGAGUGGCUCUGAACGAUUAAAGUGGAUAUUUGUGAUGAGCACAUCAAAAAAGCUGUAUGUUGGACAGAAAAAGAAGGGGACAUUUCAACAUUCUAGCUUUCUAGCUGGAGGGGCUACAUCUGCAGCUGGAAGAUUCAGAGUAGAAGAUGGAAUUCUUAAGGCCAUUUGGCCACAUAGCGGACAUUAUCUACCAACUGAACAAAAUUUCACAGAGCUUCUCAAUUUUCUGGAGGGAAAUGGGAUUGACCUUUCUAAUGUUGAGAAGGGUACAUAUGAAGUUGACAGUCCAGAGUUAGAGAGAGACAAAAGCCGUCAUACUCAGAAACUGGAAGGAAAUGUUCAAUCUGAGGUGUGCAUUGAAAAUAACACUACUCUUUGUGAGCAUGAACAGAACGCAGAUGAAGGCAAAUCUGGGGAUAGGUUUAUGCUCUCUCAGCUGGAAAAUCCAAGUGAAAUAUCCAAUUCUAAUGCCUCAGCUCAAGUAACUAUUUCUCAAGAAAGCUCCAUGAUAGAACAAAGCACUAUGGGUACAGAAACAAUAACAACUGGAGAACAGAAAGAAUGUCAAGAGUCUGUGCCCUGCAAUAUAAGUAUGUUGGAAGAUCUUGAAAUUGAAAAGCCAGAAGUUCCUCAUACAGCAUUGCUCAAGAGGUUUAACUCGAAAAGAGCAAUUCAAUCAUAUCAGCUGGGGAAGCAAUUAUCUUUGAAAUGGUCUUCAGGGGCUGGUCCCCGCAUUGGAUGCGUUGCAGAUUACCCUGCUGAACUUCGUGCCGUGGCUUUAGAGCGGGUGAACCUAUCACCAAGAUGUGCAUCUCCUUCUAAUUAUAAAUUACCUGAGUGUACGACUCCCUCUAGUAACCAAACACCAAAAUCCCCAUCCCCAUCAAAUUAUAAAUUACCUAAGUGUUCGACUCCCUCUAGUAACCUAUCGCCCAAAUGCAAGUCUCCCUUAUUAAUUCCUUCGCCUAGAUAUAAAUCUAAUUUGCAAAUUCCUUCACCUAUGUGUAAAACUCCCUUGCUAAUUCCCUCACCCAUGUGCAAAUCUCCCAUGAAUUUUCAAGGCGAUAAAAUUUUGGAUAUCCCAACACAGCCUAUAUCCACCAUAUAAUCCUGAAGUAGGGAGAGCUACUAUUUUUUUCUGCCACAGUCAAGUCAGUUUUGCUUGUAUAUGUUAUUUUUUUAUGCGCAGGUUCAGAAAUUUUUUUAUACACAGCUUCAGAAUUUUUUUUUUACACAGCUUCGGAACAGAAGUAUUGUGCUCAUGUAAUUCUUUUAUUCUUUUUGACAAUAAAAGCUUGAGCCCUAAUUGGGCCAUUUAUUUUUCGACAA